CGAGAGCCACAGAAGCCAAGAAAAGCCAAAGAUCCCAACAGGCGACGACUCCCUGGCCUCCGUUUUCUAUGGCGCCGUGUCCCCUGGCCUGCCCCCCGCGCGACGGCGUUGCAAGCGACCGGACUUGUUAUCAUCCAUGAACAGACAGGAGAGAAAACACUACUGUAAAUAUUGCCUAAAGAUUCUCUCGCCCGCGAUUACCCUGUCAGCUAGUAUGACUUGUGUUUCCCUACAUAGUGGUAGAUAGUGAUUUUUUAAAAAAUGGGUCCGCAUGAACUGAUAUGGUGGCCACUGCACUUCAGGCUCUGUCGUACUGGAUUAUAAGAGGUGGAGAUGAUGAUAGCCUGGCCAGUACACUGAACAAAGCAUUAUCAAGAAACCACAGCAUUAAGUGUGAGAUAAGAUGAAUGAGUUGUGUUCCUCGAAAAAGGAAUCUGCACUUAAAAGGCAAGAAAGUAUUUUGAAGCAUUUUCGAGCGUGCCAGAUUGUGCAAAAAUGUUCAGUGUGCGGUGACACUAUUGAUACAAAAGAUAGCGGUAAGCAACAGGAAUUGUACAAAUGUGGUGUUUCUCAGCAGUGUAAGAAAUGCUCACUAAAGAGUUCCUCAAAAGUUGGCAAACGUGAUGAAAAGUCCGCCAAUCUGCUUGUCCAUUAUUCAAGCAAGAUGACACAGAGUUGUAGUGAAUGCCAUGAGGUGUUUUUGAAGAAGUGUGACCUCCAAGCUCACAUGGUUACUCAUGCUAACUUUAUGGGCAAAGGAAAUCAUAGAGGGAAAAAUAAGUUUAGUUGUAGUGAGUGUAGCCAGACCUUUUGCAAGAAAGCUGAACUCCACUUGCACAGAAAAACAGUGCACAGCAAGAAAAGAUUUGUAUGCCAUGUGUGUAAGAAGGCAUUUGGCUCUGAGAAACCGCUAAAAAUGCAUUUGCAGUUCCACAAUGUUGGCGGAGAAUUCAAAUGCUACUAUUGUGAGAAGCAGUUUAAUAAAGCCUGGAAACUAAAAAUUCACUUGAUCACCCAUACCGGAAAGCCACCAUUUAUUUGUCAGUACUGUGGGGAAGAUUUUCUCUACCCAGGGAAAAUUGUCAAUCACCUAAAACAAGUCCAUGAUGUGUGGCAUCCAUGCAAAGAUUGCGGAGAAGGUUUCAAGUACUUGAUUACUUUCUACAAACAUUCAUGCAAAGUAUAUUGUUGUAAAGAUUGUACAAUGUCAUUUUCAAGCUUUGAUGAAUUGGCCACUCAUGCAGAAUGUCACAUAAAUGAGAAAAGCAAUAAUGUUGCUCACACUGCAGAUAUGUCCUUCAAGAUGGAUGUUAGCACGUCCAGUAAUGAAGAAAAGAAUCCAGUUGAAAGCUCGUAUUCUAAACCAGAUAAAAAGGAAGAGGAAUUCAUAAACCAUGGAAGAGAAUUAAGUGAAAGAUCAAGUCUGGACUCUCCCGAACAAACUAGUGGUGAAAAAAAGGUUUUUGUAAGAUCAUGCAAGGACCACCCAUAUGCACAUGAAAAGAAAAUUGUAAAACGGCUCCUAAACUAUGGACAGUGUAAUGAAAUAGGCAGAACUUUGAAAAAUGAAGUGGGGGGGAAAGAUGAUCAGGAAGUUGAGAUUAUUGAAGUCACAAACACAAGAAAAGAUAUAAAAACGAUAUUUAGAGAAGGAAAAAAUUCAGUGUGUGAAACUUUUAUAUUAAGAGGAAAGGAUUAUGAUGUAACAGUGAGAGACCCCUGUAAAGCAGUUUUUGGGGAUUUCUUAAUUGAAAAUGUCUCGCCUUCACUAAAUUCUGGCAGCUCUUUUAUUGAACAGGAUUUCAAAGUACCUGAAGCAACAGUAUCCUCAUCAAGGAAAUGUAGUGACCUUUUGCCAAAAUCUUUGCAAAAGAAACAAGAAGAAUACAAUAGAUCAUUAAAAAAGAAACUGGGAAGCAAAUUUAAGUUCUGUGUUGAUGCUGAUGGAAGGCACCCAUUAAAAAACGAGCUCUCCUUCGAGUCCUGGCUAAGUGGUGACACUCCACAUGACUUUGUUUUUGGUUUUGGCGCAAAUGCAAGAGACAGAGGCAUUUCCUGUAGUGAGGCUUCAGGUGAAUCACACUGCCAAUAUUUUAGUAAAAUGGUUCUUAAGAAAGAGAAGUCAGACAUGUCCUUUGAGGAUUUGUGCCUCUUUUGAGAGUGUCCAUUUUCUUCUUUUCUGUUGCUGUAUGUUAUGUUCAUGUCUCUGUUCAUAUAGAUUCCCCAAUUCUAAUAUUUUGAGGGCAUUAAUGUUGUUAUUUUAUACUUCCUUUUCUGUCAUUUGAAAUUAUAUUGAUACAGUUGCUUUUAUAUGGCAUUGAUAGAUUAAACGGUUUAGUUAUUAAAACAAGAAAAGUAUAUCAUAUGGAUGUCAAAAAAUUCAAGAACAUGUAUUUAUCACUCUGACUCUUCAUUCAUAUUUCAUUUUUUCUUGAUUGAUUCUUGAAAGAUAUCCGUUUAAUUACUGAAAGAGUUACCUGCACAAUGUGCACAACAGAAACUAUAUAUUUUUUUUCUGUGGUGAUGCCUAUAAUAAAUGCAUUUUCUGUGAAGCUCCUGUCCUAUGACACUGAAGCUUUGUACCUUUACAAUCAUGCUUACUAUGUAAGUUGAUAUCUAAAUUGUAAAGUAAUACUGGUGCAGCUCUGAGACUGUUAUUUCUACAACCUUCUUUCUGUAUUUUCCUGCAGUAUGAACAGCAAUCUCACAUUAUGCAAAGAGGUAUUUACUCAAGGUUGAGUGCUGUUGGCUUGGUCUCUUGAUCUUUGAAUUUAUGGGGAAUGGGAACCACACUUAGUAGGAAGUCAGGAUUUUUUUUUAUUAUUAUUUCGCUUGUUUGUUUGUUUGUAGAAUCUCAGUUGAAGACGUAUUGCCUUUAUUUUACAUUUUUCCAAGAUUUGUAUUUUAUAUGAUGUUGCAGUACCACUACUGUUUGCAUCGUUAGCAACAUAGAUGUGAUUUGAACACUUGGUUUGAUGUCGAAUGCUAGUCCAUGUGUGCUGUGCUGUACUACUUAGGGAAUUUUGAGAAUGAAGAUAAUUUGAAUAAGUUUAAUUUGUACUCCAACUAGCUGUUUGUUGGUAGAUAGGUUAUAUAUAUAACAUACAUACAUAUACAUAUAUAUCUAUCUAUCGAUCUAUAUC
Molecule: messenger RNA, 3143 nt
Organism: Penaeus chinensis
Lineage: Eukaryota; Metazoa; Arthropoda; Malacostraca; Decapoda; Penaeidae
Product: zinc finger protein 234-like
Exons: 3
Coding region: 404-2158 (584 amino acids)
Biological process (GO): regulation of transcription by RNA polymerase II
Molecular function (GO): RNA polymerase II cis-regulatory region sequence-specific DNA binding; DNA-binding transcription factor activity, RNA polymerase II-specific
Source: RefSeq, a predicted model, not a curated record